AUGUUAUUUCAUGGAGGAUAUUCUGUUCAUGAAAUUGUAUCAUUAAUGAAAUCAAUUGAUCAAGAAGUAAAAAUUCCUAUAGAUGUGAUUCUUGAAGUGAUUUUGUCAUUAAUUAUUUUUUGUAUUGAAAGAGUAUUUUUUGCAGAAAAAUUACAACCAAUCAGUUAUUCCAAAUAUAUAAAUGCAAAAAAAGAAUCAGGAGAUCUUAUACAUAGCAUUUUAGAUCAUAGACCCGGGUUUAUAGAUAUUCGUCAAAAAAGAAGAAAAUAUAAAUCAUUAAAGGAAAAACAAUCGUAAGAAAAACAAGAUUUAUAGAUGUAUGUUUUUCU
Messenger RNA from Pneumocystis murina B123, 329 nucleotides. RefSeq lists its product as hypothetical. The transcript is spliced from 3 exons. Lineage: Eukaryota; Fungi; Ascomycota; Pneumocystomycetes; Pneumocystales; Pneumocystaceae. The coding region runs from base 1 to 297 and encodes 98 amino acids. The record is from RefSeq and is a predicted model, not a curated record. Gene Ontology annotation, cellular component: EMC complex. Gene Ontology annotation, biological process: protein folding in endoplasmic reticulum.